Adineta steineri is the source of this 1521-nucleotide messenger RNA. Lineage: Eukaryota; Metazoa; Rotifera; Eurotatoria; Adinetida; Adinetidae. The record is from the annotation of a GenBank genome assembly.
AUGGGAUUACCAACACUGAGCGUCAUCGAUUAUGUUGUCUUGGUACUAUUACUAUUAUUAUCAGCUGUCGUGGGUAUCAUCUUUGGCUGCGUCAAGUCUAAGAAGAUCUCAACUAAAGAAUACUUUUUAGCUGAUGGCGAAAUGCGUGUAUUUCCUACGGCAUUAAGUAUUAUGGUCUCCUUUCUUUCCGCCAUUACUAUAUUAGGUACUCCGAGCGAAGUAUAUAUGUCUGGAACAAUGUUUUGGUAUCAAGCUGCUGCAUGGAGUAUCGCAUCGAUGGUGACAGCUUUUAUUUUCAUGCCUAAAUUUCGUGAAAUGAACUUUACAAGUAUUUAUGAGUAUUUAGAAAAACGUUUCGAUCAAUCAGUUCGAAUAUGUGCUUCUAUUACCUUCCUAAUAUAUAUGUUUAUAUAUAUGGCUUUGGUACUCUAUGCGCCAGCAUUAGCACUUAGUCAAACUACUGGAUUGAACAAAUGGUUUGCAGUUAUCUCUAUUAGUAUUGUUUGUAUAUUUUAUUCUUCAGUGGGUGGUAUGAAAGCAAUUAUUUGGACUGAUGUUUUACAAGCAUUAGUUAUGUAUGCUGGCGUUUUCGUUGCCAUAAUUCAAGGCAAUUUGAAUUUUUUACUACUAGGUUUAAUUCUGGUUGGUGGUUUCGAACGAGCAUUCACAAUUGCUUCUCAAGGUGAACGUAUUGAAUUUGAUAAUAUAAGUUUCGAUCCAAGAACACGUCAUACAAUUUGGUCGAUUUUAAUUGGUAAUUCUUUUAAUGCAUUAUUAACUUAUGGUUUCAAUCAAAUGCAAGUACAACGAUAUAUGUGUGUUCGCUCGACUCGAGGAGCACAAGUCGCUCUUCUCAUUAAUAUAGUCGGUGUCGCCAGUCUCAUUCUUCUUUCAUGUUUAAUGGGUGUCAUUCUUUAUGCAUACUAUGCUGCAUGUGAUCCAUUCACGGCUGGUCGCAUUCAAAAUGUUGAUCAAAUCUUACCAUACUUCAUUAUGGAUACAUUAGGCAAUAAGAAAGGUAUACCAGGCUUAUUUCUUGCGUGUGCAUUCUCAGGUUCACUAUCUACCAUUUCAUCUGGACUCAAUAGUAUGGCAGCAGUUAUUAUUGAAGAUAUUUAUAAAGGACUUAUGCGACGAAAACUAAACCAAGAUCAACAAGGUUUUGUAUCAAAAUUAUGUUCAGUCGUCGUAGGUGUAAUCGUAAUGCUUCUCACCUACUUUAUAAGUUAUUUGGGUUCGGUAAUCAAUGCAGCCAUAUCUUUGUCUAGUACUCUAUGCGGACCCAUUAUGGGUGUGUUCUUUCUUGGAUUUUUCUUUCCAAGAGCAAAUCGAUUAGGUGCUUUGAUUGGAUUUUUCAGUAGUUUAGCACUACAAAUAUGGAUUUUUAUUGGUGUACAAUUGACAAAACAUCAGAGGAGUAAUAAUCGAUUACCAUUGUCAAUAGUUAAUUGUACAGAUAUCAAUGUAUUAGAAAUCAUGAACAGCAGCCGAACAACAACAGCUGCUACACAUAUCAAGUAA